Cucurbita moschata (crookneck pumpkin) is the source of this 2230-nucleotide messenger RNA. RefSeq names its product general transcription factor 3C polypeptide 5-like. The record is from RefSeq and is a predicted model, not a curated record. The transcript is spliced from 16 exons. Gene Ontology annotation, cellular component: transcription factor TFIIIC complex. Gene Ontology annotation, biological process: transcription initiation at RNA polymerase III promoter. Bases 422 to 2074 code for a protein of 550 amino acids. Lineage: Eukaryota; Viridiplantae; Streptophyta; Magnoliopsida; Cucurbitales; Cucurbitaceae.
CUUUGUUCUUCGUGGUUGCAGAAACGGCGAUUCCUCCUCCUCCUCCUCUUCUUCGAUUUUUUUCGUCGCUCGCCCACGUUCCUUCCUUCCUCUGCUUCAGCCUCUGACCGUCCGGCUUUGUCUACGAGCAACAGUCGUCUUCGCCAGCUUGUGGCCUCGAGUUUCUCCUCGGCGUGCACCGUGAUUGCGAAGGUGGAUUCUUAACGUUGCGAGAUCCUCCGUUGGAAUCUCUCCCGUGGCGUUGCUUCGACUCCAAUAAAAAACACUUGAGGUUUUCACUCUCCUCCUUCAAACUCGCUCUCUCUGAUUUGAUGAACACCUUGGCCUCUCGAACCUACCGGAAUCAAGAAGGAAAUCGGGGUGGUUGGUUUACCCACGCCUUCUGUCAGCCUCUGUCCUCCCUCUGGCCAGUGAAUUUAGAAUGGGGAAGCUGAAAGACAACACUAUCUCAGGGUUCUUACCUACUGCCCAGGUUUUUGCAGUUCAUUAUCCUGGUUAUCCUUCGUCCAAGCGACGGGCAGUUGAAACUCUAGGAGGAAAACAAUCAAUUCUCAAGGUUCGUGAUCUCCAAUCAAAUAAGUUAGAGCUUCGCUUUAGGCCUGAAGACCCAUAUUCACAUCCAACACAUGGGGAGCUUCGUCCAUGCAGUUGUUUUCUUUUGAAAAUAUGUCACCCAAAAAGUGAUUCUACUGAGGGAAUCAAGAAAGUUGAAAAAGAAGUACCUAGAGAAGAUGAAAUAAACCUGGACUUUGAGAUGGUUGCUUGCGUGCCUGAAGCAUAUCAUUUUGAGGGCAUGGCUGACUACCAACAUGUUGUUGCUACUCAUGCGGAUGCCACCAAGAGGAAGAAGGGGAGUUGGACAGAAAUGCACGAGCCAUGUUUAGGGAAGGUUAAUGCCAUUGAUGUGGACAAGGAGGAUACUAUGAUUUUAGUUCCUCCAUUAUUUGCGUUGAAGGAUGUGCCUGAAAGUUUAGUGUUAAAAACACCUUCCAUGUUUACUCCGAGAAAGAAACAAGAAACUCCACAUACUCCUUGUGAGGUGGAUAUAGAACCUGUUCUUGCAAUUGAUUUUAACAUUAAAGAUAUUCCAAAGACUGUAAUCUGGGAGAAAUACGUACCCCAAGGGUCAGAGGAAUGGGAUUAUCAAGUUGCUGUGUCUAAUUUGUUCGAGGAACGUCCUAUAUGGCCGAAGGAGUCUCUAGUCGAACGAAUGCUGAAGAUGGGCUUAGUUUUUAGACAUGGAGUGUUUAGAAGGCUUCUUUCUAGAAUUGCAUAUUACUUUUCCAGUGGACCUUUCCAACGAUUUUGGAUAAAAAAGGGUUAUGAUCCUCGAAAAGAUUGUGAUUCUCGCAAAUACCAACGGAUUGAUUUUCGAGUACCACAGUCAUUACGAAGUUAUUGCAAUUCCAAUGCUUCCAAUGAGAUGAGUUACGCACACGAAAAGAUAUGUGCAUUUCAAGUUUUUCCUCACAAGUUUCAAACAUCAUUACAACUUUUUGAACUUGAAGAUGAGUAUAUUCAAGAAGAGAUAAAAAAACCCUCCGAGGAAACAUCUUGUUCGUAUGAAUCCGGAUGGUUUUCUCUGCGUAUCCUAAAUUGUUUACGACAACGAAUCAUGAUGAGGUUUUUAUUAGUGUUCCCAACGGCAGAUGCUGAACCUUUACUCAGAGCAGCCUCCGAAAACUUUGAAAAGUUGAAGAGGGAUAUUAAAAAAGGCUGCUUAAAAGUUGAUCAGGGCGGGGACCAUCAAGCCAAUCCAGCUGUGAUCAAUGAUGACAAACUGGAAGCUAAUUCCGGAGAAGAUGAAGAUGGCCUAGCAGUUGAGAGCGGCGAUGAGGCAUUAGAUGAAUAUGACGAAUUCAAUAUGGUGGGUGACGAUGACGAGAUCUCUCUGCAGUCGCAUUCAUAUCUAAACAUGGACGAUGUUUCAAGAACACAUUUGCAAGAGUUAUUUGGUAGCUUUCCGUCGAUGGAUGAAGACGACCAAAAAUUGGACGAUGGAGAUGGCAGCGAGGAAGAGUAUCAAAUAUACGAGCAAGAUAGUGAUAUCGACUCUGAUGACGACGACUCAUAGCUCCCUUUUGUUUUGUUUAUUUUUCUCUUGAAGAUUGUGGGUUAGUUUAAUUUUUAUUGAUUAGUUUUGCUUAAUUGUAAUUUUAAUAAUUUAUCAGUUAGUGAUUUAGUAUCUCUUUGUAAUAUCUAUUCUUUAUCAAUCAUGAUCCUUAAGAUC